AUGGUGCAUCGUUCGUCUUCACUUCAUCGGCAAAUGCCCACUGAACGCGAUUUCUAUGAUAAUGAUUUGAUUGAGCGCCGUCCCAACAAAAGCCGUAAACCACCUCGACGUCGUAAAAGUAAUAGUAGCAAACGACGUCAUUCAUAUUACAGAGAUGAUCAUGCUUUGGAAGAGGAUGACUUUUAUUACUGGGACCCUUGGGCAGCAGCAAUGGCGAUGGAGGGUGCUGACAACGAAUGGGAAGACUAUAUACCUCCAACGACAUCAACAGAUUAUUACUAUCCAUAUUACUUUGACGACAACAAUCAACGAGAGAUGAAAUCAACAGCUAGUGUUCGGCGACACAAAAGCACAGGCACACAACGAAUUCGUGAGCAACAACGAGUGCCCCAGCGACCGAUGGAAAAUGAUCAUCAGGUGCCACAAAGGUGGGCGGAUAUCAUUAUCAGCGAUGAGCCAUUAGAUGAGCCAGUUUAUGCUACUAUGCAGCAACAGCAACAGCAACCACCGCAACAAUCUAUACCCGAAAGACGACGCACGAUCCAUGAGCCACGUGCACCACCUAUUGUGGCACAAGAUGUGCAGGGCGAUGAUGAUAACAAUGUAUUCUUGGAUAGCGCACAGUCACCUUUGCUACGUCGGCGACAUUCCUUGUAUGAACAACCAACGAAUAGCCAUAAUCUGCUGAUGAGUAGCCCUCCCAUGACACAACAACAACAACCCAUGACUGGCUCAUCACCUUGGGUGUCACCCAUACCAGCACAGAUGAAUAUGAUGCAACAACCUAUGCCAAGUGCACCCAUACCACCAGUACCACCAAUGCCACCCGCACCCAUGAUACCCCCACAUCAUUCGUUCAUGCCACCUCCAAGACCACCACCAGCAUUGAUGCAAAUGGGCGUUGGACCCAUGAUGCAUCCACAAAUGACUAUGCCCUUUAAUAAUCCCUUCAAUGACCUUUUAGGACCAAUGCCUCCACCCAUGAUGCAUGGGGCACCUUUUGUCCCACCUUUUCGUCAUCCUGCUGCAUUUGGUCCACCUCCUCCACCACCACCACCUCCUCCACCUAUUGGCCCUCCUCUUGAACAACCACCUCCUCCACCAAACAAUCCACCACCUGCAUCAUCAUCAUCAUCAUCUCAACCGAAAGAAAUCAAAAAAGAGGAACCCAAAGAAAAGAAAAAAGAAGAACCUAAAAAGGAUGAAGAACCCAAAAAAGAAGAACCCAAAGAAGAACCUGCAUCAGAUACCAAGAAAGAAGAUGCACCCAAAGAGAACACUGGUGAAGAAGAGAAAAAAGAAACAUCGGCAACAACAGCAGCCGCUGAAGCAGCAGCAGGAGCCGUGGUAGCAGCAGCAGCGAAUCGAGCCAUGCAUGGUGGUGGUGGUGGUGAAUUACGACGUAGUAAAUCGUUAUUUGGUUGGUUUGAUAAAAAGAAACCACCACCAGCUAUUGUGGAUAGAUCACGUUGGGAUCCAUCAGCAGUCAUGUCUAUAACCGAUGCUGCUUAUCGACCUGCAACUCGUGCUGUCAAGAAUAGUCUUUAUCCAGCGGGUCAUCCUUUGAAUGAACAUCUUACAACAACAACGGGACCAUCCACAUCCACAUCAUCAUCAGCAUCAUCCGUAUUAUCUCGUAAAGAAUCCACUCGAUUAAAUAACAAGGCACAACGAUUGCGUACACGAGGUUUUAUUUGGUGUUAUCGACCUAUGCAUCAUGACGUUGCUGGUGAUACAGUGGUGUGGGCUGCAUUUGAUGUAGCUAACCAAGAUAGACUUGAUCCCUAUAUUCCUGCCGUCAUCCAUCAUCAGCCGUUUCAUGGUGCUCCACUCGUCAACUUGGGUAGUGAGCCUGAAUUGCCGGGUCUUACAAUGGUACGUCCACUGGAUGGUAUUGGCUUUCACUACAAGAGUGCCCUCUCGUCGCGACCCGUCAUGCUUGAAAUUCGUUGCCUUCCCAAUGACAAUAAUCUCAUGGUACGUCAACCACCACCACAAGCUAUGCCGCCCAUGGAUACUGCACCGCCUCUAUCAUUUGCAUCGAGUUCAUCAUCCGGUGGUGGAUUAGCUGGAAAAUUGUGGAACGCCAUUGCGAAAUAA
This is a messenger RNA of Lichtheimia ornata, 2100 nucleotides long. RefSeq lists its product as uncharacterized. NCBI's taxonomy places the organism in Eukaryota, Fungi, Mucoromycota, Mucoromycetes, Mucorales, Lichtheimiaceae. The coding region runs from base 1 to 2100 and encodes 699 amino acids. The transcript has a single exon. The record is from RefSeq and is a predicted model, not a curated record.